AUGUCCGUGGUAACAGUUUCGCAUUUCGCUUCAGAGAAAGAAAUCCUAACUAAUAACCGCAAAGUUCUCAAACAGCGAAAAAAACAUUUCCUACAAGACAUCAGAUCCAACCUCAUAAUUCUCAGCUUGGUAUCGAUAUACUACGUCUAUUUAUUGGAUGCUUCUUUUUUCUUCUUGAUCGGCAGAUCAAUAUUUCAUUUCAUAUUAUCCUCAUCUUUUCAAACGCAAGGCAAUGACAUAUUGAAAACCGCCCGUGGCAAGAAAAUGAUCACCAGAAUGUUGUUUUUUGGCCCGUUAUGCUUCAACUUGUACGUCAUCCUCAUCCGACUCUUCUUCUUCAAAGUACCUUCACCAGGUCAUCAUGGUUAUAAAUACAGCGGUUGGACAUUACAAUUAGUUGGUGAAAGAAUCACAGAAAACAAAGUGAAAAUUUUAUUCAACGAUUUCCUAAUAAUUAUCUUGCAAUUUCUUAUAUUUGCCGCAUGGUUCUUAACAUUCAUUGAUCCAACCAUCGGAUCCAAAUCAAAUACCACGACCGAGCAAUCAACUUCCAAUGAUUCAUCACAACAAUCCGCUCUCAGUGUUUCCCCCUCAAGUAAUCAAGAAUCCGACAAUUCUAUUAAUACACCAAUGUUAUCCAGUAUCCCCCAAGAUGAAGAUGUUCAAGGCGAUGGCUAUUCAGGGCAGCUUAAUGUCAUAACCAUUCAAGUCAUCACCAUCAUAAAAAGAGUAUGGAACAUUUCUUGGGAAGAGGAAACUGAAGAAGAACAAACUAUGUUUGAAGAAAGUCUCAAUAAUUUGCUAAAUGACAGAAUGAAUACCGCAGUUGUAUGA
Molecule: messenger RNA, 834 nt
Organism: Saccharomycopsis crataegensis
Lineage: Eukaryota; Fungi; Ascomycota; Saccharomycetes; Ascoideales; Saccharomycopsidaceae
Gene: GLD1
Product: Gld1p
Exons: 1
Coding region: 1-834 (277 amino acids)
Biological process (GO): SREBP signaling pathway
Cellular component (GO): Dsc E3 ubiquitin ligase complex; endoplasmic reticulum
Source: RefSeq, a predicted model, not a curated record